Messenger RNA from Mytilus californianus (California mussel), 1930 nucleotides. RefSeq lists its product as uncharacterized. The coding region runs from base 241 to 1764 and encodes 507 amino acids. The record is from RefSeq and is a predicted model, not a curated record. NCBI's taxonomy places the organism in Eukaryota, Metazoa, Mollusca, Bivalvia, Mytilida, Mytilidae. Gene Ontology annotation, molecular function: ubiquitin binding; ubiquitin-protein transferase activity. Gene Ontology annotation, cellular component: endoplasmic reticulum. The transcript is spliced from 12 exons.
UGGGUUCCAUUUGCGUUUUCUACAAGGUUUUUACAAUUAGCAUACAACUACGACCAAUCAAAAAUACUUAAAAUUUCUACUUUCACUUCAGCCAGCACUGCAAGGCCAAAAGGACGCCCUAAGAAAAGAAAAUGGAGGGCAUCACUAUUCCUGCUGGAUAGACCAGUUUCAUUUCUGAAGGAGUUUAAGAAGCUCAAAUUAAAACAUGGAUUUGGUCCACCUGCAGGAGGAGGAGAGGUUAUGAUUGACAGAGGCUGGACAAUAGAAGAAUUGAAAGCUUUUGUAAUAACACGCUUCCCAAACCAUCCUUUACACCUAGUUGACUUUAAGUUUGCUAGGUGUAAAAAAGGUUCCAGACAAGAAAUGUACAUUAUCAGACCAACAUCAGUAGCCGAGCUAGCCCGGGAAAUAAAGGCAGGGAAAAUAUACAUUAUUCCCAUGAAGCAACUGCCAUAUACAAAGGAUGACAAUGAUCCAGCCAACACUAUUGUUGAUGAUGAUGACUUACCAAGUCUGAGAAGUGACAGUCCAUAUCGCCAGAUAAGCGGCACAGACAAUGAAAGUGACUCUAUUUCAGUAGCAAAGGAUGAUAGUGAUAGUGAUAUUCCUGCAUGUUCUUCUACGAUGUCUACUCUGUGUCCAAAUUGCCAUCGCACAGUAAAUGAAGGUCAAUGCAUUCAUUGUAGACAAGACCAAGAAUAUGAACAAUCAUUGGCAACAGACCGAGAAAGGGAUAGAAGGUCAGAAGAAAGAACAUCUGCAGUAAACAGACAGCAAGAGGAGGCAAGAAAAGAAGAGGAUAGACUUCAAGAGAUAAGAAACAGGAGAAAAAACAGACUUCCAAUAGAGCCCACAAGUGGCAUUAAACUAAAAUUCAGGACAAACUCAAGUUGGAAUGAUUUUACUCGAUCAUUUUUACCAUCAGAUGAAGUAAAUGUAUUGCUGAAUUUUGUGGGAAGUCUGGAUGAGGCAACUGAGCAUUUUAGAAUUACUUUUCCACAGUGUGAGCCAAUCGAGUCAGUCUUUCAGAGCAGCACCAUUUCUGACAUGGGAAUUAUAUCCAAUACCUUGGGUAGAGUGACUUGGUUAACAGAACCCAAAGUAUCAACAACAGAACCUGUGACAAUUAACAAGGAAAACAAUACAUUGGUGUUAAAAGCUAAAACAGUGUCUACUUUCCAAAAGUCAUUAGAAAAGAUUUCAUCCUUCCUCGACUAUGCAGGAAUAGACUAUUUUUCUUGCAAAAAUGCAGAGGAUGCAGAGAUACUUAUACAGAAGGCUGUCCAUUCCUAUCUAUUUGACAGGACAAGUCAAGCAUUAGAGAGAUUUAAAUCUGGUCUCAGAACAUUGGGUGUGAUGGAGAAUAUUGGGAGUCUCAAGAAGCUGUUCCUGUAUGAAAACAAAGCAUUGAACAGAGAUACCUUUGAAAAGGUGUUCAACUAUUGUCUUUCAGAUGAAGGUAGCAACGACCAUCAAACUGAGACAGCAAUUGUUUCUUUAUGGCGGGAUUUCUUAGACGACAUUGAAGAUGAAGAAACUGAUGUGACAUUUCAAACCAUACUUAUGUUCACGACAGGAUCAAAAACAAUACCACCAUUGGGGUUUGAUCCUAGCCCAUCAGUCACCUUCUGGAAGGAACGAUUCCCGAAGGCAACAACGUGCACUAACACUCUUGUUCUGCCAACCUUAUCUACCGAUUACGACUCAUUUGUGCAAAACAUGAAGUUCGGUAUUUUAAAUACACAAGGCUUCAUGUUGGAGUGAAAUUAAAGAGCUAUAUUUGUAUGAAUGCAUGACUUGAUGUAUAUGUUUUGUUUGUUCUGCUUUUGUUCUGUAGGUUUUAAAAGUUCUUCAGAGAGUAAUUGAAUCAAGGGAAUUGUGGGUAGUUAUCAGAAAAUUGCCAAUCAACUAAAUAAAUAGAAAAACUGAA